Messenger RNA from Pelobates fuscus (common spadefoot toad), 5163 nucleotides. RefSeq names its product death associated protein kinase 1 (gene DAPK1). Gene Ontology annotation, biological process: positive regulation of apoptotic process; protein phosphorylation; intracellular signal transduction. Gene Ontology annotation, molecular function: ATP binding; protein binding; protein serine/threonine kinase activity. The record is from RefSeq and is a predicted model, not a curated record. The transcript is spliced from 26 exons. Gene Ontology annotation, cellular component: cytoplasm; nucleus. Bases 245 to 4540 code for a protein of 1431 amino acids. NCBI's taxonomy places the organism in Eukaryota, Metazoa, Chordata, Amphibia, Anura, Pelobatidae.
GUGAACACCCUGAGCGGAGGGGCUGCUGUGGGUGUCUGAACGUUCGAUCCCAGGUUACACCGUUCCAUCCCUGGCUGAGCUACCUGUGUGCGCUGAACGUAUGCUGGUCUAUUAUCCCCUCCUGCACUCUGGUGAGCCCUGCUGCGCCGGGGUGUUGUCUGGACAUACAAGAAUGUCAGAGGAGACUUGCUGGCUGGUUAUAUGGUGAUGACCUGGAGGUGGAGCAGGCAGUGGCUGAAAAAUCAUGACGGUCUUCAGACAGGAGAAUUUGGAGGAUUAUUAUGAGAUUGGGGAAGAGCUUGGAAGCGGGCAGUUUGCCGUGGUAAAGAAAUGUCAGGAGAAGGGUACUGGCAUGCAGUAUGCUGCAAAAUUCAUCAAGAAGAGAAGAACCAAAUCGAGCCGGCGUGGGGUGACCCGGGAGGAUAUCGAGAGGGAGGUCAGCAUACUUAAAGAGAUUCAGCAUCCCAAUGUGAUCACACUUCAUGAGGUGUACGAGAACAAAACUGAUGUCAUUCUCAUUCUGGAACUAGUUGCAGGUGGGGAGCUCUUUGACUUUCUGGCUGAGAAGGAGUCACUGACUGAGGAAGAAGCCACAGAGUUCCUCAAGCAAAUCCUUAAUGGUGUGAAUUACCUUCAUUCUCUGCAGAUUGCCCACUUUGAUCUCAAGCCAGAAAAUAUUAUGCUUCUCGACAGGAACACUCCAAAGCCUCGCAUUAAGAUCAUAGACUUUGGACUUGCUCACAAGAUUGACACUGGAAAUGAAUUCAAGAAUAUCUUUGGAACACCAGAAUUUGUUGCUCCAGAAAUUGUGAAUUAUGAGCCUCUUGGCCUUGAGUCAGAUAUGUGGAGUAUUGGUGUCAUAACCUAUAUUCUACUGAGUGGUGCAUCUCCGUUCCUCGGUGAAACAAAGCAGGAAACACUAGCUAAUAUAUCUGCUGUGAGCUAUGAGUUUGAGGAAGAGUUCUUCAGUAGUACAAGUGACCUGGCCAAAGAUUUCAUCAGGCGACUUCUUGUCAAGGACCCAAAGAAAAGGAUGACGAUUAAAGACAGUUUACAUCACCCAUGGAUUAAGCCUAAAGAUACACAACAGGCACUCAGUAGAAAAGCCUCAGCUGUAAACAUGGAAAAAUUUAAAAAGUUUGCUGCGCGAAGAAAAUGGAAACAAUCUGUCCGUUUAAUCUCACUGUGCCAAAGAUUGUCCAGAUCGUUUUUGUCCAGGAGCAACAUGAGCAUUGCUAGAAGUGAUGACACCCUGGAUGAAGAAGACUCAUUCGUAAUGAAGGCCAUAAUUCAUGCCAUAAAUGAUGAUAAUGUUCCUGGCUUGCAACAUCUCCUUGGCUCUAUGACAAACUAUGAUAUUAACCAGCCAAACAAGCAUGGCACUCCUCCGUUAUUAAUUGCUGCAGGCUGCGGAAACAUCCAAAUGCUAGAAUUGCUAACAAAACGUGGAGCACUUAUUGAAAUACAGGAUAAGGCUGGUUCCAACGCAAUGUACUGGGCGUCCCGUCAUGGUCAUGUUGAGACAUUGAAAUUUCUUCAUCAGAACAAGUGCCCUUUAGAUAUUAAGGAUAAGUCUGGAGAGACUGCUCUUCACGUUGCAGCCCGUUAUGGCCACGUUGAUGUCAUACAGUAUCUAUGCAGUAUCGGAUCACUUCCAGAUAUUCAGGAUAAGGAAGAAGAAACUCCUCUUCACUGUGCUGCCUGGCACGGUUACUACCCUGUUGCAAAAGCUCUGUGCCAAGCUGGCUGCAGUGUUAACAUUCGCAACAGAGAAGGGGAGACGCCCAUUCUGACUGCAUCGGCGAGAGGAUACCACGAUAUUGUGGAAUGCUUGGCUGAACACGGAGCUGACCUUAAUGCAACAGACAAGGAUGGGCACAUAGCCCUGCACCUUGCAGUGAGAAGAUGUCAGAUGGAAGUAGUUAAAACCCUCAUCACUCAGGGGUGCAUUGUAGACUUCCAGGAUCGUCAUGGUAACACGCCCUUGCAUGUUGCCUGCAAAGAUGGGAAUAUUCCUAUUGUUAUGGCGCUCUGUGAAGCUAACUGUAAUUUGGAUAUCCCUAACAAGUAUGGACGGACUCCUUUACACCUGGCAGCAAAUAAUGGCAUCCUGGAAGUGGUUCGGUACCUUUGUAUUGUUGGUGCUAACGUGGAGGCGUUAACCAUGGAUGGAAAGAGCGCAGAGGAUUUAGCCCGAGCAGAGCAGCAUGAGGCCGUAGUCAAUUUGCUCGCUAGACUCCGGAAGGACACCCACCGAAGUCUGUUUAUCCAGCAGCUCAGGCCCUCGCAAAGCCCACAGCCUAGAAUAAAGCUGAAAUUAUUUGGACAUGUAGGAUCAGGAAAAACAACACUGGUGGAGUCCCUAAAAUGUGGACUUAUUCGGAGCUUUUUCAGAAGGCGCAGACCCCGUCUUUCAUCCACCAAUUCAAGCCGUAUUCCCUCCUCCCCAUUGUCUUCCAAGACAUCUGUUUCAGUGAGUAUCUCUGAUCUUUACCCUGGCUGCGAGAAUGUCAGUGUAAGAAGUCGAAGCAUGAUGUUUGAACCAGGCCUGACAAAAGGCGUUCUAGAGGUGUUUGUCUCACCAUCUCAUCACCCUCACUGCUCCACAGAUGACCAGUCCACUAGAGCAAUUGAUAUUCAAAAUGCUAACCUGAAUGGUGUAGGAGAUUUCAGUGUAUGGGAGUUUUCUGGGAACCCAACGUAUUAUUGCAGUUAUGACUAUUUUGCUGCAAAUGAUCCCACAUCCAUCCACGCCAUAGUCUUCAGUCUCGAGGAACCGUAUGAGACCCAGCUGAAUCAAGUCAUUUUUUGGCUGAACUUUUUAAAGUCUCUUGUUCCUGUAGAAGAACCUAUAGCGUUUGGAGGGAAGUUGAAAAACUUGCUUAGAGUUGUCCUGGUGGCCACCCAUGCUGACAUCGUCAAUCUGCCUCGCCCAGCCGGAGGAGAGUUUGGAUACGACAAAGAUAUGUCGCUACUGAAAGAAAUCAAGAAUCGGUUUGGAAAUGAUCUGCAGAUAUCCGACAAGUUGUUUGUCUUGGAUGCUGGUGCGUCUGGUUCGAAGGAUAUGAAGCUUCUACGGAACCACCUCCAGGAAUUGAGAAGCCAACUAAUCACCGCUUGUCCUCCAAUGACCUCUUUGUGUGAGAAAAUUAUCUCCAUUCUGCCAUCUUGGAGAAAGCUAAAUGGACCCAACCAGCUGCUCUCAUUCCAGCAGUUUGUUUAUGAUGUGCAGGAGCAGCUUAAUCCAUUGGCGAGUGAAUACGAUGUACGGAAUAUAGCACAACAACUGCACAGCAUCGGGGAGGUCAACGUAAUGCAGAGUGAGACCGUUCAAGAUGUAGUGCUUUUAGAUCCACGAUGGCUGUGUUGCAAUGUGCUUGGAAAACUUCUGUCUGUGGAGAACCCGAAAGCCCUGCAUCAUUAUCGAGGUAGAUACACCAUGGAGGAUAUUCAACGUCUGGUCUCUGAUAGUGAUGUUGAGGAACUUGUGCAAAUUUUGGAUGCAAUGGACAUAUGUGCCAGAGAUCUUAGCAGUGGAUCAAUGGUAGACAUCCCUGCUCUCAUAAAAACAGACAGCCUUCACAGAUCAUGGACAGAUGAAGAAGAGGACAUCAUGAUUUAUGGAGGAGUUAGAAUUGUUCCUGUGGAACAUCUUACUCCUUUCCCUUCCGGAAUAUUUCACAAAGUCCAAGUCAAUCUGUGCCGAUGGACACAUCAACAGAGCACUGAUGGUGAUGCAGACAUACGCCUUUGGGUAAAUGGGUGCAAAAUUGCAAACCGAGGGGCUGAAGUUUUGGUGUUGCUGGUCAACCAUGGUCAAGGUAUUGAAAUACAAGUGAGAGGCCUGGAAACCGAGAAAAUAAAAUGUUGCUUACUUCAAGAUUCUAUUUGCAGUAUCAUUGACAACUUAUUUUCCACAACAUUGCCUGGACUUUUAACUGUAAAACAUUACUUAAGCCCUCAACAAUUAAGGGAACACCAUGAACCAGUGAUGGUUUACCAACCUAGAGAUUUCUUCCGAGCUCAGGGUCAAAAAGAAACCUAUUUGGCAAACACAAUGGCUGGAUACAAGGAAAGUUUUAGCAGCAUAUUGUGCUUUGGCUGUCUGGACAUUUACGCUCAAGGAAAUUUAGGAAUGGACCAUCACAUUUCAGAUCUGAAUGUUCUAACAAGACGAAAACUCAGCAGACUUUUAGAUCCUCCAGACCCCAUGGGCAAAGACUGGUGUCUUCUAGCGAUGAACCUGGGCUUGCUGGAUUUAGUUGCCAAAUACAAUACGAAUAGCCAUACAACACAAAAAGAUUUUCUUCCAAGCCCAGUUUGUGCUGUUUUGCAAGAAUGGAGUAACUGUUCUGAAAGUACUGUUGCUGUUUUAAUGUCAAAACUGAGGGAACUUGGGCGCAGAGAUGCAGCAGAUUUCUUACUCAAAGCAUCCAACAUAUUUAAGGUGCAUCUGGAUGUCCAUGGACAAGAAGCUUAUGCAGGAAGCUGUAACAGCGGCACUUCCUAUAAUUCAAUCAGCUCAGUAGUGUCACGAUGACUAUGGAUUGGCAUGAAUUUACCUCUGUUAUACUGAAACCAGUGUAAAAGAAUUAAGCUCUGAUAAGUGUUACUAGAGUUUGAGUCUUUAAUCGUUAAUUUAUAAGCUUCCAUUUAGGAAUGCGACAUGCCCUUAAAAUCUUGUAAUAGAUCUUUGUACUUUUUAGUAAGAAAUAUUAGAUUUUAUCAUAGCUUUUUAAAGGAUCAUACUUUUCAACACAGUCCAGAUUUCUCUACAAAUGUGCUGCUAAUUACUGCCAUCUGGAUAAAUUUGUCCAUUUUGUUUUUAUUUUUUUAAACUGAUUAUUUUGUAAAUUUUCCUAAUCUAUUUGCACAGUUGUUAAUUUGUAUAAAUCAUGGUCGCCUAUUGAUUUUGCUUAAUGUUUUAUAUUCAAAGGAGGAGCAAGAAGAUAUAGAUGUGAAGUAGGUGCUAAGUUGUUGCAUUUCAGAAACGCGGAACUGUAAACACCUAGAUUGCGAUCCGUCAGGAUAUGUACUGCGAUAAAUUUACAUCUCCCUCUACCUCUUCAGUCUGCAUGAUAACUGUAACAUGAGUAUUUCAUAUACUGCUGUGCUUUAUAUGCAAGGUACUCGUCCUGCUUUAUAAAGAUCACAGUAGUUAAA